CGACUCCAAGAUGGCGUUAACACCACUGGCUUGCAUUCUGCUUCUCCUUUCCAUGCAAUGGUUGCAGGGAUGCUGGAGCAUCUUGGACUGAAGGCAGGGAAACACCAUGGAGAGAUGGCCAGUCCAUAGCUACAUCAGCACCUUGGCAGUCAUCCUCAAGACGACGAAUCCUAAACCAUGGGUCAAUGAGUUUGAAUCGAUCGAGCUGUCCUGCAUGAUAGAGUCAAUCUCCACUACUAAUCCCAGAAUAGAAUGGAAGAAAAUUAAGAUGGGAGAGCCCAGUUAUGUAUAUUUCGAUAAAGAAAUAGCAGGUGACUUGGAAAAGAGAGCGAAAAUUCGAGAACCUGCGACCUUGGUCAUUCUCAACGCAACAAGAGCCGACACUGCUGAUUACCGCUGUGAAGUCACUGCCCCAAAUGACCAGAAAUCCUUUGAUGAGAUUUUAAUAUCACUCACUGUAAGAGUGAAGCCCGUCGUGCCCAGAUGCUCCGUACCCAAGUCUGUCCCGGUAGGGAAACCAGCAGAGCUGCAUUGCUUGGAGGAUGAGGGCUACCCGAAGUCCCAUUACCAGUGGUUCCGCAACAAGGAGGAAAUCCCGGAGGAUCCCAAGGGCAGCCCAAAGUUCUUCAACUCCACUUACACCCUGAAUGGAGAGAUGGGCACUCUGAAAUUCAGUGCAGUCAGGAAGGAGGACGCUGGAGAAUACUACUGCAGAGCCAGGAAUGAGGCUGGGUUCUCCGAAUGUGGACCACAGAUGAUGGAAGUUUAUGACAUCAACAUUGCUGGAAUCAUCCUGGGUGUAGUGGUUGUGGUGACAGUCCUUCUGUGUAUAACAGUGGGCAUCUUCUGUGCCUAUAAACGUGGCUACUUCACCAGCCAGAAGCAGAUGGGAAACAAUUACAAAACUCCAGCAAAAGGAGAUGGAGUGGACUAUGUCAGAACAGAGGAUGAGGGGGAUUUCCGACACAAAUCCUCAUUUGUCAUCUGAGAGGAGGAAGACGGGUGAUGGAAGAGAUGCAGAAUUACGUUGAAAGUUACUGGCGCUAUUAUACCUCGCAGAGACACAAAUCCCCAAAUGAGGACAUCGACGUCGGAGCUGCCAUUGCACGUGCCUCACUUUACGGCACAUCUGCAACAACACAAUUUGUAUUUGCCAAAGGUGACAAAUAAUCAUGUCUGAUCACUGUUUAAAGACACUAGAUGUUACUUGUUUUAACUUUUACUGCCCCUUUUUUUGUAAAAUUUCAGUAGAACCCAAUAUACAGCAAGAAACCGUUUUCCUCAAACUCUUCAGUCAUUUUUAAAACAUUUAUUUUGUACUAGGUAAAUUUGUCAGACUAUUUUUGAUGGAAUAUAUUUUCAGAUGCCUACAGAAAAAAAUUUUUUUAAACUUUUUUAAAUAUUUGUAAAAUACUAACCUGGACGCCAGUACCUUUUUUUUUUAGACUAAUUUGGUUGUGAAAGAAACCAUUUCCACCAACUUCACAUCCUCUGUUUUACUCAUUCAACAAACAAACAAUGUACCAGACCACUUGACGUGUGGAUGUUUUAUUUUCCAUUCAGAUUUCAAAUCCUUUCAAUUGUAUAUCCAGCGACACUGGCUUCAAUCAAAGGUCUUAUGUACUUACUAUACUGCUGGGAUUUCAUGUUAAUAGUGAAAGGACGUUCCAUGUUCAUGUUUGUAGAUAGUCUUAGACAGUGAGUAUCUUCAGAAAAACAACAGCAAAAAAGCUGGAGAAUAUUUUGAAAGACCAGUGCUGCGUAUCCUUGAUUUUAAGUGUCCUUCUAUGCUAGCUGUUUAUCUUGUAUAUAGUGAAUAUACUGCCUAGGUUGUUUAUUUUUUUAUUUUAUUUUUUUCUUCUCUUUAUCUCGCUCUACAUCUUUUCUUUUUUUCUUAUUUGAGCGAGAAACACUCUCCAUGUUACUUUUUAACAUAACAGGGUUUGUUUGUUGGCUAACUGUACUGGUUGUAUAUAGAUCCACUGU
This is a messenger RNA of Sinocyclocheilus rhinocerous, 1986 nucleotides long. RefSeq names its product junctional adhesion molecule 3b (gene jam3b). Gene Ontology annotation, biological process: cell migration; cell-cell adhesion. The coding region runs from base 107 to 988 and encodes 293 amino acids. The record is from RefSeq and is a predicted model, not a curated record. NCBI's taxonomy places the organism in Eukaryota, Metazoa, Chordata, Actinopteri, Cypriniformes, Cyprinidae. Gene Ontology annotation, cellular component: plasma membrane; cell-cell contact zone; protein complex involved in cell adhesion. The transcript has 10 exons. Gene Ontology annotation, molecular function: protein homodimerization activity; cell-cell adhesion mediator activity; protein heterodimerization activity.